Ixodes scapularis (black-legged tick) is the source of this 651-nucleotide messenger RNA. RefSeq lists its product as uncharacterized. Gene Ontology annotation, biological process: negative regulation of DNA-templated transcription. Gene Ontology annotation, molecular function: DNA binding. NCBI's taxonomy places the organism in Eukaryota, Metazoa, Arthropoda, Arachnida, Ixodida, Ixodidae. The transcript is spliced from 5 exons. The coding region runs from base 1 to 651 and encodes 216 amino acids. The record is from RefSeq and is a predicted model, not a curated record.
AUGUUCGCGCUAGUUCGUUUUUUAAAAGAAUUUGAUCAGAAGAGGUACGUGGUUCCGGUGCGGUGCAUUAAAGACUUUCAUCCGGUGAACGAAAAUGACUUGGAUAAGAACGGAGUAUACACGGCGUUCUGGGAGGACAAUGAAAACUCCGAGAACAUUGGAUCGUAUCCUUCGCAAGUGCUGCUUCUGGCAAAUUCCGAAGAAGAACUGCAAGCGAAGAGGGCAUCCAGAAGGGUGCGCAAGGCCGUAAUCCACCCUUCAGAUCUUGAAACUGGAGAAGGAAGUGAGCAUGAGGCACCUGCUUCUCAGAAGCAAACAUCCAAACAGGUAUCUGCAUUGGCAUCUAAGAGCUCUGCCUAUGAGAGCAUCCUUCAAGAGCAUCUGGAAAACUCUAGGAAAAAAAAUGAAGCCGCCUGUGCCGUCCAGGUCUCUACAAAACGACGUCGUCCUGCAACUGAAUCGGACAGCGACAGUGAUGACUAUGUCGUUUCUGCGUCAGAGCUGAAGCGUGCCAGGAGCGAGGCGAGGUACUGGCGCCACCGCUGUGAGGAAGCCAUCAAAGAGAAGGCCCAACUCACCAACAUCAUAGAAUCUAUGAAUGGGACUAUCGCUAGCAAGCUGACAGCCAUUAAGAAACACGCGCUAUGUUAG